Molecule: messenger RNA, 1463 nt
Organism: Odocoileus virginianus texanus
Lineage: Eukaryota; Metazoa; Chordata; Mammalia; Artiodactyla; Cervidae
Source: RefSeq, a predicted model, not a curated record
AUGGUCAGCCUUCACCUGCAGAAGAGCGCCAACACUGAACUUCUUAGUUAUGCCCAAGCCCCUCCCACCAGCUCAGUCCUGGUGGCUUUGGUAAGCGGCAUGGGCCUGCCCACAGUACAUAUCCACCGAGCGGCAGGAUUUGACACCCGAAGCAGAGGUUUGAAACCAUGGAUGAUUGCCCUUCUCACUGUAUUGUUACUGACAGUGGUGGCUGCGGCUAUCGGUCUUCUGGCUCACUUCUUAGUCUCUGACGAGAAAAUGGAGUAUUAUCAUGCCACUUUUAAAAUUUCAGAUCUACGAGUCAACCGUAAUUCUGGACCAAAUAGCCAAUAUCAGUUUAUGGAAUUACGGGAGAUUAGUGAAAACCUGGUGGAUGAGACAUUUAUAGAUUCGGCCUUGAACAAGCAUUAUAUCAAGAACCAAGUAGUGAAACUGACUCCAGAGGAAGAUGGGACGACAGUAGAUAUCAUCAUGGUGUUUCAGUUCCCCUCUGCUGAGCCAAGUGCAGUGAGAAGUAGGAAAAUCCGCAGCAUCUUAGAUGAGAAGAUAAGGAACACCAGAGUUUUGCCAAUAAACACCUCAUCAGUUGAAGUUAAUGCAAUGAGCUCAUCAACAGGGAAGCUAACUGUCCAAGCAUGUUGCGGUAAACGAGCUGUUCCAUUAGUAAGCAACAGAAUAAUGUCCGGAGAGAUCGCGGGCAAGGCUGCCUGGCCUUGGCAAGCUUCGCUUCAAUAUAAUAACAUACAUCAGUGUGGGGCCACCUUGAUUAGCAAUACUUGGCUUGUUACUGCAGCACACUGCUUUAAUAAUAAAGCAAACCCGCAUCAGUGGACUGUUAGCUUUGGAACAACAAUCAACCCUCCGUUAAUGAAAAGAAACAUCAGAAGAAUUAUUGUCCAUGAGAGGUACCGCUUCCCAGCAAGAGAGUACGACAUUGCUGUUGUGCAGUUCUCUCCCAGAGUCACUUUUACUGAUGACAUCCGUCGAAUAUGUUUGCCAGAAGCCUCUGCGUCCUUCCAACCAAAUUCAACUGUCUAUAUCACAGGAUUUGGAGCACUUUUUUACGGUGGGGAAUCCCAAAAUGAUCUUCGAGAAGCCAGACUGAAAAUCAUAAGUGAUGAUGUGUGCAAGCAGCCACAUGUGUAUGGCAGUGAUAUAAAAUUUGGAAUGAUGUGUGCUGGAUAUCUGGAAGGAAUAUAUGAUGCCUGCAGGGGUGAUUCUGGGGGACCUUUAGUUGGAAAGGACCUUAAAGAUACCUGGUAUCUCAUUGGAAUUGUGAGCUGGGGAGAUAACUGUGGUCAAAGAAACAAACCUGGAGUCUACACAAAAGUGACUUAUUACCGAAACUGGAUUACUUCAAAAACAGGCCUCUAAUUCACUGUAAAACUUAAACACUGAGAGCUGUAUGCAGGUCAUACACGCAUAAGAAUCCAUAUAUUCUGUGGCUGUAGUACAAUGAAGUG